CAGGAGAGUGCUGAGAAACGCUUUGAGCACGACCGAUGAUCAGUCUUGCGGCAGCACAAUGAGUGAACCAUCGCUAUAAAGCACACACAUCUGACGCGUUUCCCUGUGGAUCAUAUCGUGUAUAUGUGUGUAUGAUGGCGUGGGGCGUGUGUAGUAGAGCUCUUGUGUGGAUUAUCACGGCGAUUUUAUGCUGCCUGAUGAUGGGUUUCUGCAGCAGCAGUACGGUGUCUGUAACAGAGAGUCUGCUCUUUGUGUCCACACUGAACGGAAACCUGCAUGCCGUCAGCAAGAGGUCUGGAAGCAUCAAAUGGACCCUGAAAGAAGAUCCUGUUCUGCAAGUCCCGACGCACAUUUCUGAGCCUGCGUUUCUCCCGGACCCUCAUGACGGCAGUCUGUACUCUCUUGGAGGGAAAAAUAAUGAAGGACUGACGAAACUGCCGUUCACCAUACCUGAGCUGGUGCAAGCUUCACCCUGUCGCAGUUCUGAUGGCAUCUUAUACAUGGGCAAGAAACAGGAUGUGUGGUAUGUGGUGGAUCUAUUGACUGGAGAGAAGCAGCAAACUUUGACCUCCUCCUACGCUGAGAUGCUCUGCCCAUCAUCCUCUCUAAUCUACCUCGGCCGCACAGAGUACACAAUCACCAUGUACGACACUAAGAGCCGAGAGCUGCGCUGGAACGCCACUUAUUCCGACUAUGCCUUUACCCUGCCUGACGACGACACCAAAUAUAACAUGGCUCACUUUAUAUCGAACAGUGACGGUCUGGUGGUGACGGUGGACAGCGAGUCCGGUGACGUGCAGUGGGUGCAGAACUACGAGUCUCCUGUGGUCGCCAUUUAUAUCUGGCAGCGUGAGGGACUGCGCAAGGUCCCGCACACUAAUGUCGCCGUGGAAACGUUGCGUUAUCUCACCUUCAUGUCGGGAGAGGUGGGCCGAAUCACACAGUGGAAGUAUCCGUUUCCCCGAGAGAAGAAGACCAAAGAUAAGCUGAUGUCCACUCUGUAUGUGGGGAAACACUCCUCUGGCCUGUACGCUUCUCCCUCACUGGUGCAUGAUGGGGUUACUGUUGUGCCUCGUGGUAGGACAUUUCCUUUGCUGGAAGGGCCCGGUAACCAGGAAUGGAGUGUGGAGGAGGAUCAGGAGUGUGUGAUCACUCCCAGCACCACCGUGAAGUUCAGUGGCGCGCUGAAGGAGAGGAACCACAUCAACUUCAUGAGGAAUUCCCUGCUGCUCAUUGGUCACCACGAGACGCCACCUGACGCUCAUAAUAAAAUGCUGGAGAAGUUUCCGGAAAGUUUCCCCCGCCAGCACGGCAACGUCAUUCCCCCCACCACAGAUAAGACCAUUGAAGAGAAGGUGAAUGAGAGUGGAAUGGAUGACGGCAGCACACUGCCUCCACCCGUCUCCUCUCUGCAGGAGAACCCCGGCCGGCCCCCUCGUUUGGAGACACCUGUGGACUCUAUGCUGAAGGACAUGGCCACCAUCAUCUUCUGCACCUUCCUGUUGGCCGGAUGGGUGGCCUUCGUCAUCACCUACCCAAAGAGUGUUCAUAAGCAGCAGCAGCUGCAGCACCAGCAGUUUCAGCAGCAAAUGGAGGAGAAACUGCAGCUCCUGCAGCAGCAGCAGCUCAUCUUUCACCAGCCUGCAGACCUACCGCCCGACACUGACUUCCUGGAGGCGGCCCGCACGCGCUCUGAGAGCUCCACCCACAGCAGUCCUAAUGUCACCCCACGGGCGUCAAACCACUCCAACAUGUCCCUGUCUGAGAUGGCAAAUUCAGCCUAUGAGCACGAGGACGCAGAGGAAGAGAUCAACAUUGUACGAAUUGGAAACGUAACAUUCAAUCCCAGAGAUGUUCUGGGUCAUGGUGCAGAGGGAACGAUCGUCUACAGAGGUCAGUUUGAUAACCGCCCAGUUGCUGUGAAGAGAAUUCUCCCGGAAUGCUUCAGUUUUGCGGAUCGAGAGGUUCAGCUGCUGCGUGAGUCGGACGAGCAUCCCAAUGUGAUUCGUUACUUCUGCACGGAGAGAGAUCGCCAGUUUCAGUACAUCGCCAUAGAGCUCUGCAGCGCCACGCUACAGGAGUAUGUUGAACGAAAGGAUUUUAACCGCCACGGUUUGGAGCCGGUGACGAUGCUAGAACAAACCAUGUCUGGACUGGCGCAUUUGCAUUCUCUUAGUAUAGUUCACAGAGAUCUGAAACCACAUAACAUCCUGGUAUCGAUGCCGAACACACAUGGCAGAGUGAAGGCGAUGAUCUCAGACUUCGGUCUCUGUAAGAAGCUGGCGGUAGGCAGACACAGCUUUAGUCGGAGGUCAGGGGUCCCCGGCACAGAGGGCUGGAUUGCACCGGAGGUGCUCAGUGAAGAUGCAAAGCCAAACCCUACCUGCUUGGUAGACAUCUUCUCUGCGGGCUGUGUGUUUUACUACGUGGUAUCUGAGGGUCAUCACCCCUUUGGAAAGUCCUUGCAGCGACAGGCAAACAUCUUACAGGGUGCACACUUGCUGGAAUACCUACAGCCCGACAGACAUGAGGAUGUUCUUGCUCGUAACCUGAUUGAGCAGAUGUUGAGUAUGGAGCCAGAGAAGAGACCCUCAGCAGACAGAGUGCUCAAACAUCCAUUUUUCUGGAGCCUGGAAAAACAGCUGCAGUUCUUCCAGGAUGUAAGUGAUAGAAUAGAGAAGGAGCCGUUAGAUGGACCAAUCGUGAGGCAGCUGGAGAGAGGGGGGCGGGUUGUGGUGAAAGGUGAUUGGAGGGAUCAUAUCACAGUCCCUCUACAGACUGAUCUACGCAAAUUUCGAUCAUACAAAGGUGGAUCGGUCAGGGAUCUUUUACGUGCCAUGAGAAAUAAGAAGCAUCAUUACAGGGAGUUACCUGAGGAGGUGCAGGAGACGCUGGGCUCCAUUCCAGAUGACUUUGUGUCCUACUUCACCUCCCGCUUCCCUCUCCUCCUGCAACACACACACCUGGCCAUGCGCUCCUGUGCGGUGGAGCGCCCCUUCCUGCCUUACUACCACACCUCUGAACUGAUCACACACAGCACACAGACUCUGCCCUCCCAGCACACCAGCCAAUCAGUGCCCUCAGACUUAUCACCAUCCAAUCAGACUGCAGCACCACCUCCACAUGCAUUACCAAACACACAAUCUGAAGAGUCAGUGUCACCUGAGCUGAGCACGGAGCACAGAAUGACUGAUGGGCUCGUUUAAAUGGACACGUUCCCCGGAUGAUCCGUCUCGCUACCUUGAUGCCGUCUGGGUCUGCAGUGCCCCGGCUGUGUCACUGCAGCGGUCAACGUCCCAUCUGAAGUGCCUUAUGUGCUCGUUUCAGACAGCAGCUCUUGUGUGAGCGACCUGCAGGUUCUUUGUGAAGAUAAUAUGGACGACGCUGGAGACUUUGAGUGGCCUGUUAUGUGAUCACUGAACGCUGAUGUAGUCAUUCCAUUUUUAAAACAUUAAAGACUUUUGUAAAAUAUGGGCACUGUUGCACACAUUUGGAAGGCGAGAAAUAUUUUUGUUGAACACGAAGUGAACGUAACAAAUUCUGCUGGCAAUGUUGGUGGGUGAACCUCACAAAAAAAUGAAAGGCUCAUAUUUCACCCUAAAAUAAAAAUAAAGUUUAUAAAGAAAAUUAAGACUAUUUUAGGACAAUUUUUGCCUUGUGAUAUUAUUUUCUUUAAAAUUAUCCACAUUUUCCCAAUAUAUUCUCAUUAAUAUAAUGCAUUUAUUUUUAAACCUAAACAGUUCAAAAUUAUUUUUAUUCUCUAUGCUCAAAAGAUUUUCACUAUUGUAAUGCAAUUAUUUUGUUAUUUAUCUUUUAUAAUUAUUAUUCAAAUGUAUCAUUAUGUAAAAUCAUUAUAAUUGAAGUUAAUUUACAAUCAUUGUUUUAAUUUUUAAGCAUAAAUUAAAGGCAGAACAACAAUACCACCAUGAUGUAAAAAUGCUUUAAAUUAUUAUAAUUUUUUUAUAGCACUAAUGAGAAUUUGGCGGGAAAUGUACUUAACUCAUGAAAUAUGUCACAGUGCAAAAAUCUUAUUGGUCCUAAAAUAGACUAAAUAUCCUUUAUGCUAAAUGUAAUUUCUCUUAUUUCUUGUUAUUUGGGGUUGAAGUAUUGUCUUGAUAUGUUUUGUUAAAUUCACCUUUCUUUUCAACCUGAGAAAGUGUACUAUUGAACUGAUAAAUUUGCACAUAUUUUGAUCACUGCUAAUUGAAGUGGCCAUUGUGCCUUUUAAAUGACACUGUGUGGUGUGUUUUGGUCCUGAGGUAAGGCUGUUGUUUGCUUUGCAUUUGCUGCUGUUAACAUCAGAAUCAACUGGGUCACAUUAGAGGUGGGCUGUCUUUUCAAGUUCCAGGUAUACUAUUAUGACUAAAUGAAUUAUCCUAUGCUUAUAACUUCAGUUAAGCCCUUUAUAUGUUGGCUUACUUUAUUUCAAUAAAACAUGGCAAACUGGGUGAAUUCAUGCCCUUGGAUGCUGGAUAGUGCUAUUGUUGCAUUUUUGCUUUUGGGUGAUUCUCUGAAAUAGUUCUUAUAAGAAUACAUGGAAAAAUUAAAAUUUUUGUUUUGUUUCAAAUAGAUAAUGAACUUCAAAUCUAUGAACUGCUGUCAGGAAAUACAUAAGAGAGGCUUUACUUCAAAGUGCCAUCAAGAUAAUUCAUUUUUAUCUUACCAAGCAUUGUAACAAACCACAUUCAGUUUUGAAUUGAAAGAUUUCAAAUAGAGCUUUUAUAAUGUAACAUGUUUUUAUAAUGUUCUAUAUAUAUAUUAUAAAUGGCACAUUUGGAGAAAAUUGAUUAAAAUACAUUGAUGCUUUUUUACAUGUGUUAAUAAACGCUGCCAUUGUGCAAUGCA
Molecule: messenger RNA, 4845 nt
Organism: Xyrauchen texanus (razorback sucker)
Lineage: Eukaryota; Metazoa; Chordata; Actinopteri; Cypriniformes; Catostomidae
Product: serine/threonine-protein kinase/endoribonuclease IRE1-like
Exons: 22
Coding region: 132-3206 (1024 amino acids)
Biological process (GO): mRNA processing; intrinsic apoptotic signaling pathway in response to endoplasmic reticulum stress; IRE1-mediated unfolded protein response
Cellular component (GO): IRE1-TRAF2-ASK1 complex
Molecular function (GO): ATP binding; protein serine/threonine kinase activity; RNA endonuclease activity
Source: RefSeq, a predicted model, not a curated record